GAAGCUGUAGCCCCAUUUGUGGUGAUAGACUCAUUCCAUUUUAGUCUGCUGUUUUGUAAACAUAUCGUACCCUUCUCUGUGUACGAGCAAAAAUUAAUUCCAAGUCCAAAAAACUCCUUUCUAAAAUAUUUCGAAUAUUCCUUAAGGAAUUCACAAACCGAGUCGAAUCAGUCCUAGCUAAAGAUGUGUUGCCAGAGUGCUUGCGGAUCGGUGUCCUUUGCCUUGGCCUACGGUCCCGUCGGUCCUGCCCUGCCAGCCAUGAACUACAACAGCUGCUGCUGUGGCCCAAAUCCGCCAUGUGGUCCCUGGACUUGCCCACCCAAUAGGUGCUGCUGCGCUGGCGAGUGGGGAUGCUUCGGGCCCUUCUACUGAGGAUCACCUGACCGGGACAACUGCCAUCUGGACAUCGGCUAGAGUUUCAUAUACUACGAAAAGGAUGGAAUUUAAUUUUUGUUUACAAAAAUAAAUUGGAAUGUGCAAAACAAA
Molecule: messenger RNA, 486 nt
Organism: Drosophila kikkawai
Lineage: Eukaryota; Metazoa; Arthropoda; Insecta; Diptera; Drosophilidae
Source: RefSeq, a predicted model, not a curated record